AUGCCGGACGUCAGGUCGGAUUCGGGGCUGGGCCUACGUUUUCUCGACUUGAACGACAAUGAGGACGACAACAGCCCUUGCAAAGGCCUGAGGCGUCUUCGAAGCCACGGCCAUGCUACCAAUCUACCACCACCCUCUACGCCUCAGGUCGGCACGCCUCAGGCUUCCUCUCCCUAUGUCUCAUCACCGUCUCUCCCCUCGCCGGUGAGCUUCCGUGGAUUCUCACCUUUGUCACCGCCUCGCAAACAAUUUUCCACUCCCGCCCAACAUUUUUCCACGCCUGUGGCUAAGAGCCCCUUGGCGCGCUCGUGGACUGAGGAUGAUCUCACGGCAUCGGUCCAUUCAGAUGAGAAUGCGACUCAGACCACCCGAGACACACUUGCUCUAGUUCAGCGGCUCAACGAAUUGGCGGAAAAGCUUUUGUCAGGCGAAGACGUCCCCGACACCAACGUUAGCGUCAUGCACGUGAAGCUUGACGAAAUAGAGUCCGUCAUGACCGGAGAGGUUCAUAUGUCUCAAGAAACUCCCCAGGGCAAGCCUAAGACGUGGCCAACGGAAGUACAGGCCGAACAAGACCAUGAAUCUUUAUGGACCUCACCGUCGCCUUCUUGGUUCCGCUCUGGGUUGUCGGAUAUAUCACCCUCAUGGCGGAGCUCAUUCAGAAGAGAUACGCCUACUCCCGAACCUACUGUCGAAAAGAAACCAGCCGUCGACACUUUCCGCAUCGCAUCUGAGGCGGCAAAGCUGAAUACCGAAUUGGAAACCCUGGUAACGAAUCUUAAGGCUCGACAAGAGGAGUCAGAGCAUAUCCAUCAACUUCUUGUCACACGCGCCGAACGUGCAGCGCAACGAAUUAUCUUCCUCCAGUCCAGAGUCCAGAAUUUGGAAGAGGAGCUUCAAGAGAACGACUCCGAGCUUACCUACCUCCGGCUAGGCCUCAAGGCCAUAGAAGUGCAGUGCCCUGGCGAUGUUGACCCAGACCUCGCUGAGAGCAUUCAGAACUGGAAAGCUGACUGGACUGCUCUCAAACGUAAACGCGCCAAGCACAAAAGUUUCGACCGCUCUGCUUACAGCACCCCCGUGGGCACGCCAAUACGACCGGCGCGAUGA
Colletotrichum truncatum is the source of this 1110-nucleotide messenger RNA. RefSeq lists its product as uncharacterized. NCBI's taxonomy places the organism in Eukaryota, Fungi, Ascomycota, Sordariomycetes, Glomerellales, Glomerellaceae. The record is from RefSeq and is a predicted model, not a curated record.